ACCAUCAUUGUCAUCAAUCGGCUGUUUGCGCUAUUUCGGGCCCAGUAAGUUCCAGCGUCCUACUUAUUUUUGUCAAGAACCAGCCGCAGCGAGACCCUCACAAUGGUGUCCAUGGGCAGACAGAUCCUGGGCUUUGCCCUGGCGAUCAUCGGGUUUCUGGGAACCAUCAUCGUCUGCGCCCUUCCCAUGUGGAAGGUGACAGCUUUCAUUGGCGCCAACAUCGUGACAGCGCAGAUCAUCUGGGAGGGCCUGUGGAUGAACUGCGUGAUGCAGAGCACGGGGCAGAUGCAGUGUAAGAUCUACGACUCCCUCCUGGCCCUGCCCCAGGACCUGCAGGCGGCCAGGGCCCUGGUGGUCAUCGCCAUCAUCGUGGCUGUCUUCGGUAUCCUCCUCGGCAUCGUCGGAGGGAAGUGCACCAACUUCGUUGAAGACGAAGUCUCGAAGGCCAAGGUGGCCAUCGCCGCCGGCGUCACUUUCAUCGUGGCUGGAAUUCUCACCCUGAUCCCCGUCUGCUGGUCGGCCAACACCAUCAUCAGGGACUUCUACAACCCUCUGCUGGUUGAGGCGCAGCGCAGAGAGCUGGGGGCCUCUCUCUACAUCGGCUGGGGCACCGCCGCCCUCCUGAUCCUCGGCGGCGGGCUUCUCUGCAGCUCCUGUCCUCCCAGAGACGAGGACAAUUACAAUGCAAAGUAUACUCCGGCAAGAUCCGUGGCAACUAGCAAAGCUUAUGUAUGAGACUGCAUGUGCGCGCUGAGGAAGCGCUUUAGACAGCUUCUGUCUGCUUUAGACGACGCACGUCCGCAGCCAACUUGUUCAUUUGCUAUUUCUACAUAAAACAAAGAUACCAAGAGAGAUCUUGCGGUUACAUCCUGCUGUAAUAUUUGCCCUAAAUUUUAUGAGCUAGCUCACAAAAUGUUUGUAUUGCAUCGAAGUGUUGGUUUUGUUGGCUGUCUAAUGUGGAAAACACAGAACUUUUCACAGAGCUAUGUAAAGUGGAUGAUGUGCAAGCACUCUGAAUUCUAUAAAUGUUAAAUAUCUCAACUGUCUUACAGUGCAGUAAAAGAGAUAAUUCUUGAGUCCAGUUCAGUUAAACUUCUCAGACUUAUGAAAUCAGAAAUCCGCUGGUGUGAACAAUGUGUGUAAAUUAUUCAGCAAAAUGUUAUAAACAGGCAGGUGGAAGGCUGAUGGUGGCAGAUGUGCAGAAAAAGGCAUAGAAAAUGAAAAAUAUACUGAGUAAUUGCAAUUAUUUUCUUAAAAGGAUAUGAGCUAUCAUGUGCCUACUAUGACAUUAUAACAGUAUUUUUCCUUUUCUGUGCAAAGAAUGUGUAAUUUGUAACAUGUAUGCCUGUUUUCAUUUUAUAUUGGAAUAUACAGAUAUACUUUGAUACAUGUUUAAAUUUUAUUUGUAUUGAAAAUAUAAUUAUAUAACAAACCAU
Messenger RNA from Megalops cyprinoides (Indo-Pacific tarpon), 1436 nucleotides. Its product is annotated as claudin-4-like. Gene Ontology annotation, molecular function: structural molecule activity. NCBI's taxonomy places the organism in Eukaryota, Metazoa, Chordata, Actinopteri, Elopiformes, Megalopidae. The transcript has a single exon. Gene Ontology annotation, biological process: bicellular tight junction assembly; cell adhesion. Gene Ontology annotation, cellular component: plasma membrane; bicellular tight junction. The record is from RefSeq and is a predicted model, not a curated record. The coding region runs from base 103 to 735 and encodes 210 amino acids.